This is a messenger RNA of Lachancea thermotolerans CBS 6340, 510 nucleotides long. It is a transcript of the gene QCR6, whose product is annotated as ubiquinol--cytochrome-c reductase subunit 6. The transcript has a single exon. The record is from RefSeq and is a predicted model, not a curated record. Gene Ontology annotation, biological process: mitochondrial electron transport, ubiquinol to cytochrome c. NCBI's taxonomy places the organism in Eukaryota, Fungi, Ascomycota, Saccharomycetes, Saccharomycetales, Saccharomycetaceae. The coding region runs from base 1 to 510 and encodes 169 amino acids.
AUGAUUAGCAGCAUUACCGAAUUUUUGGAGGAGGUGAAGGACGCGUUUGUGCCUACGGUCGCCAAGGCCGAGGAGCAGGCAGAGGAGUCCACGGACGACGACAAAUCCGAGAACGAUGACAAGCCAGAGGACGACGGCGAGGCCGCCGAGGGCGAGGCCGCCGAUGCUGAGAGCGCUGACGCCGAUGCUGAGGCUGAAGGCGAGAGCGACGGCGACGAGGGUGAGGACGAGGACGAGGACGAGGACGAAGACGAGGACGAAGAUGAGGACGAGGACGAGGAGGAGCAGGUCGACCAGAUGGAUGCGCUGAGAGAGGAGUGCAAAAACAAAGAGGAGGCCAAGCCCCUCGUCCACCACUACAUGGAAUGUGUGGAGAGAGUGCACAAGGCGCAGGAGGACCCAGGCUACGCGGACUCCGAGCACAAGGAGGACUGUGUGGAGGAGUUCUUCCACUUGCAGCACUACAUCGAUGGCUGUGUCUCGCCUACGCUUUUCGACCGCUUGAAGUAA